Messenger RNA from Formica exsecta, 2058 nucleotides. Its product is annotated as ornithine decarboxylase 1-like. Bases 599 to 2020 code for a protein of 473 amino acids. Gene Ontology annotation, molecular function: ornithine decarboxylase activity. NCBI's taxonomy places the organism in Eukaryota, Metazoa, Arthropoda, Insecta, Hymenoptera, Formicidae. Gene Ontology annotation, cellular component: cytoplasm. The transcript has 10 exons. The record is from RefSeq and is a predicted model, not a curated record.
GCAUGGCUGGCGGUGCGGUGGUGUGUUGGCGGUGUGUGAAGUCUGCUCUGUACGUGUCUCGUCUCGGCCCUUUCUUAUCUCGAAACGAAAUCUAGACGGUUACACGAUUAAAAUAUACGAUCGACGACGACGUUACGAUGUUUGCGCGUAACGCCUAAACCGGGUUACGAACGGACGAAACGAAUGUCCUUGCCUCGACGUAAGGAGGCUGUACGGAGUACCGAGAACUCGACGACAGGCACUGGUCGCUACGAACGACAAUCCGUACCUCAUCGACCGAUCUGACUGAUUUUUGAGAUCCAGUCAACGAAAACUUCCAUCAUUCCGUCAAUAACCGUGUGCCGACCCGCAGGGUGGCAAUCGUUCGAUAAGGGUUCUAUCUGCGAUAGGCUGGUUGGCCAGUCUGCUGGUGAGUGCUUGAAUAACUGCGACAACUGGAAGUUGGCCCUGAAUGCAGAGCCCCCGUGGCUUUGCUAGCACCCCCACAGUGAUCUUGUCUUAAUCCGCUUCCCCACGACUCACCCGAUUAGCAUUGACAGCUGCCUCUUUGCUGCCUAGCACCUACAGAGUACUGAUUAAUUCAAAAAGCUCAUUCAAUAUGAAGGUAACAAAUCUAGAUGAACGCAUCCAUGUAUUGGAUAGUGAGUCCAAUGUUAUGACUGUUAUCAAAGAUAUCGCAAUGAGUGGUUUACAAGAAGAAGCUUUUUACGUAUUGGAUAUAGGAGAUAUUGUACAAAAGCAUCAAAUCUGGAAAGAAAAAUUGCCACGAGUUGAGCCCUAUUAUGCUGUAAAGUGUAAUGAUAAUUUGAUGGUAAUCGAGGUAUUAGCGGCCCUUGGUGUUGGUUUUGAUUGCGCAUCUAAGAACGAGAUAAAUAAAGUACUGAGUCUUGGCGUCGAUUCUUCAAGAAUUAUUUUUGCUAAUCCAGCUAAACCAGCUUCACAUAUUCGUCAUGCUGCUGCAAUGAGAGUGGAUACUAUGACGGUAGAUAAUGAAAACGAGUUGCACAAAAUUAAAAAACUUUUUCCGACGGCUAAGAUUGUUAUACGAAUUCGUUGCGAUGCGGAAACGGCCCAGUGUCCGCUUGGCAUGAAAUUUGGCUGUGAUCCGAUACACGAGGCUCCUAGUCUUUUACGUCUUGCAUAUAUGUUGGGUCUUAACGUAGUCGGCUUUAGCUUUCACGUUGGUUCCGGAUGUCAAGAUCCGCCGAUAUACCAUUGCGCUAUUCAUCAUUGCAAGAUAUUAUUCGAUAUGGCUACCAAUCUCGGUUUUAAGCCAUAUCUUUUGGAUCUUGGUGGUGGUUAUCCAGGCGACAAAGGCACAAGCAUCGACAAAAUUGCUGAAAUUAUCAACAAAGCUCUUGAUGAAUAUUUCAAUACUGAUGCUGUUCACGUGAUUGCUGAACCGGGCCGUUUUUAUGUCGCGUCUGCGUUCACUUUGGCAACGAAUAUUCAUAGCAAACGUUCUGUACGCGGAGACGAAAAUUCUUCCAGCACUGUUACACAUAAUAUGUAUUAUAUCAACGACGGUGUUUAUGGAUCGUUCAAUUGUCUGUUGUACGAUCAUCAACAUGUGACUCCCAUUCCUCUGAAGAAUGGUUGCGGAAAGUUGAUUCCUUCGAGCAUAUGGGGACCGACGUGUGAUGGAUUGGAUAAAGUUGUCGAAAAUGUUAUGUUGCAUGAUAUGGAACUUGGCGAUUGGAUAAUUUUUGAAAACAUGGGUGCUUAUACAUUACCUGUUGCUUCUCCGUUCAAUGGAUUUCCUAUUCCUAAGGUUCACAUUGUCACUGAUGAAGAUAUUUGGCUCUUACUGAAAGAUGUUCUACCUUUAACUGAAGAUCAUUUUGUUAUUGGCAACACACCAGCUAAUUUACGACUUGGUCUAGAUAUUGGAGGAAACGAUAUCAAUCCAUGGAGAGACGCCAAUCCAACAAUGGCAUUGACAACGCCUGAAAUAUUAACGGAUACUGCUAAUAAUCCAUCACAUUUCAUCUACGAUUUUAUCGAGCCGCCGCUAAAUUAACUUUAUUAUUUCAAAAAUAUUUUGGAAUAUAUAUAUAU